Penicillium mononematosum is the source of this 1137-nucleotide messenger RNA. RefSeq names its product putative integral membrane protein. The coding region runs from base 1 to 1137 and encodes 378 amino acids. NCBI's taxonomy places the organism in Eukaryota, Fungi, Ascomycota, Eurotiomycetes, Eurotiales, Aspergillaceae. The record is from RefSeq and is a predicted model, not a curated record. The transcript has 4 exons.
AUGACUACUCUAUCAACAUCCCGGGGUCACCAGGCCCUCGCCACGAGCGCUGUGUUUACGACGAUAGCCACAUUCAUUGCUGCCGUCCGUAUAUAUACACGAGCAUUCCUCGUAAAGCAGAUGGGAGCGGACGACUAUGUCGUCAUAGUCUCUCUAGCUUUCUCAUGGAUUUUCUUCGGCCUGUUGGCAGGCGAAGUCUUCCACGGCAUGGGCGAGCACUAUGCCCUUAUCCCCGCCGACACCUACAAGGUUCAGAUGAUCUGCUUCUGGGCUUCAGUCCCCAUAUAUCAAACAAGCCUCAUCAGCACAAAGAUGUCAAUCCUUCUCCAAUACAAACGAGUCUUCUCCACACCCCGCAUGCGUCAAGCAUGCUGGCUCCUCAUCGGAUUUCUAGCCGCCUACGGCACCUGGACCAUCAUCAGCGCCUGGGCGAACUGCGUCCCUCUCGCCAAGUUCUGGGAUCCAACGGUCCCAGGCUUCUGUUUGGAUAAGAAAGCCCUGUGGUUUUCCAACUCCGCCAUCCACAUUCUUACCGAUAUCCUCAUUCUCAUAUACCCAAUGCCAGUCCUGAAAUCGCUACAAUUGCCCAGGAAGCAAAAGUUCGCUCUCAUGGCUAUUUUCGCCCUAGGUGGAUUCGUCUUGAUCACAAGUGUACUCCGUCUCAAAUCCCUCCUUGUCAUCUCCAACUCAGACGACCCAACCUAUGACAACGUCGGCGCAGCAACCUGGUCCGCUGUCGAGUGCAACGUAGCAAUUAUCUGCGCCUGUCUCCCCGGCACACGCGCCUUCCUCUCCAAACUCCUGCCGCACAUCUUCUCCACCCGAAGCAACGGCUAUCGCAGCAGGACCACGCGGCCUUCGCGAACCGGCCGCAACGUCCUUACAGGAAACGGAAACACGGAAGUCCUGGCCUCUGUUGUCGGCGGACGUGAUCACAACUCGGCCUAUGACCAUGAUCUAGAAAAUCUAUCCCCGUCUGGCUCCUUUAAAGGUUACCCUAAUGAGCCUGCGAAGGAGAGCUUCGCCGGCAUCAAGGUCACGACUAAUGUUACGCAAGAGAGUACAUCGCAUUCGAACAUUGCUCUUAACGAUGAUACGGGUAGUACAAAAGAAUUGGUGAAGAAGCAUAGCUUUUGA